AUGUUUGGAGCGCUUCGCAGGUUCGGCGUGGGCUCGGUGGCUUUGCGCCGCUAUUCGACGGAGGUUACGCUUGAAGAAGAGCGGGCGAUGAGCCAGCUCCGGGAGAUCUUGCGUACUCGCUCGUUCACUGCUGAGAAGGUAGACAUGUCACCGGAGCUGCGGGAGAAGGUGGCCCGUGAGUUUGAUUCGUUUAUUUCCGAGUUUGCGCUUGAUCACGAGUUCACAGACGAGCUAAAUGAGUAUUUUGAGCGUACCUUGAACAACACAACCAGUCUGCAUGAGGUUGUGACUGCUCGUCCGGCCACUAAGAUGGAGCACGGAAACAUGCGUGGAUUCGCUGCCAUGCCCAAGCUCAAGCGCUCGCAGUUUGAAGAGCCCUAUACCAGCCAAGAGCUGUUUUUACGCCGUCUUUUCCAUGCCAGCAGUGUUGCUGGUUCUGGUGCGGUUGUGACAGAUGCCUAUCGCCCGCACGAAGACGUUUUUGCCCCGGCAUCAAUCAAGGACACUUCUGUGGCCACGUUGUUGGCUGCCGGUGCUCAUUUAGGCCACAUUACCUCCCGCGUUAGAGCAAACUGCUUGCCGUUUAUUUAUGGUGAGCGCGACGGUAUUCAUAUCAUUGAUUUGGAUCAGACUCUGACCUUCCUUAGAAGGGCAGCAGCUGUCGUCGAAGGGGUUGCUCAGCAGGGCGGAAUUAUCCUUUUUGUUGGUACUCGUGAUGGUCAGGAGCGUUCGGUCGAGGUUGCUGCCAACCGUGCUGGUGGCUACUACGUCCACACUCGGUGGGCCCCGGGCACAUUGACCAACGCUACAAACAUGUCCAACACUUGGGAACGUCUUGAGGUGGAUAUGGGUGAUCGUCCUACAAGCCGGACUUUAGGCACUCAUCUCAAGAGCACCAUUGUCAAACCGGAUCUUGUGGUUGUGUUGAACCCGGUUGAGAACCGGCCGAUGUUGAACGAGUGUUUGACUGCCCGAGUUCCUACUAUUGGUCUUGUUGAUACAGACAGUGAGCCCUCACUUCUUACUUAUCCUAUUCCUGCUAACGACGAUUCGUUGCGUGCCUGCGACCUUGUGCUUGGUGUUCUCUCCAACGCAGCUAAGCGGGGCCGGCAGACACGUCUGGCUGAUUUUGGUAAAUUCAAACAAGCCGAGGAGUUGGCCAAGUCGGGUGAAGGCUUCAACGCAUAA
This is a messenger RNA of Wickerhamiella sorbophila, 1188 nucleotides long. Its product is annotated as 37S ribosomal protein MRP4, mitochondrial. The transcript has a single exon. Bases 1 to 1188 code for a protein of 395 amino acids. Gene Ontology annotation, biological process: translation. Gene Ontology annotation, molecular function: structural constituent of ribosome. Lineage: Eukaryota; Fungi; Ascomycota; Dipodascomycetes; Dipodascales; Trichomonascaceae. The record is from RefSeq and is a predicted model, not a curated record. Gene Ontology annotation, cellular component: mitochondrial small ribosomal subunit; ribosome.